GCAGUGUAGCGCAUUGGGAAAGUGCACGACACAGUAGGUAGGGAUAGAGGGGGAGAGACGCAGGCUGUCAGCUAGCUCGCUAGCAAACCUCUCCUUCACUCGAAUACAUAUCUGCUGCUGCUUGUGACUGCUAUAACAUCGGCAGCAAAACCCAAGAACACCUCUAUAGAAGUCAGAUCACAUACACAGAGUGGAAGACAACGUUCCGAAAUAGUGACACGACCCCGACCCGAGAUAAGACGGAGACAUGGCUACGACAACCUGUACGCGAUUUACGGACGAGUAUCAGCUAUACGAGGAGCUUGGAAAGGGAGCAUUUUCAGUGGUGCGCAGAUGUGUCAAACUGUGCACAGGCCAGGAGUAUGCCGCAAAAAUAAUCAACACCAAAAAGCUCUCUGCAAGAGAUCAUCAGAAGCUGGAACGUGAAGCUCGUAUCUGUCGCCUCCUCAAGCACCCUAAUAUUGUUCGCCUCCAUGACAGUAUAUCAGAAGAAGGCUUCCACUACCUCCUCUUUGACUUGGUGACUGGGGGAGAGCUAUUUGAAGACAUUGUAGCCAGAGAGUAUUACAGUGAGGCCGAUGCCAGUCACUGUAUCCAUCAGAUUCUAGACAGUGUCAAUCACAUUCACCAACAUGACAUAGUUCACAGGGACCUGAAGCCAGAGAACCUGCUCCUGGCCAGUAAGUGUAAGAAUGCUGCUGUCAAGCUGGCGGAUUUUGGGCUGGCCAUCGAGGUACAGGGGGAUCAGCAAGCCUGGUUUGGGUUUGCAGGGACGCCAGGGUACCUGUCCCCUGAAGUGCUGCGGAAGGAGGCCUACGGCAAGCCUGUGGACAUCUGGGCCUGCGGUGUGAUCCUGUACAUCCUGCUGGUGGGGUACCCGCCCUUCUGGGACGAGGACCAGCACAAACUGUACCAGCAAAUUAAAGCAGGAGCUUAUGAUUUCCCCUCCCCUGAGUGGGACACUGUCACCCCUGAAGCCAAGAACCUCAUCAACCAGAUGCUCACCAUCAACCCAGCCAAGAGAAUCACUGCCCAAGAGGCCCUCAAGCACCCAUGGGUCUGCCAACGCUCUACAGUGGCCUCUAUGAUGCACAGACAGGAGACCGUGGAGUGCCUGAAGAAGUUCAACGCCAGAAGGAAACUGAAGGGGGCCAUUCUCACCACCAUGCUGGUGUCACGGAACUUCUCUGUGGGUCGGCAGACUACGGCUCCGGCUACUGUCACUGCCGCCGCUGCCGCCGCCGCCGCUGCGGCCGGCACGACAGCAGGGCUGGUGGAACAAGCAGCCAAGAGUUUGCUGAACAAGAAGGCCGAUGUCAAGCCGCAGUCAAACAGCACGAAAAACAGCAUAGUCACCAGUCCCAAAGGAAACAUCCCCUCUCCUGCUCUGGAACCUCAGACCACUGUUAUCCAUAACCCAGUGGAUGGGAUCAAGGAGUCCUCAGACAGUAGCAACACCACUAUCGAGGAUGAGGACGUGAGAGGGAAAAGCCUAGAUAGCAGCUCAGUUAAGACCCAGUCCAGCACCAGCUCUCAGCCAGAGGCCGUCCAAUCACCACAAGCCCCGCCCCCGGCCGUCUACUCCUCCAAGCUGACAGACCUCCUGGGCUGUGUGCGCAGGGGCUCAGGACCCGUUUCAGACAGUGAGGGGGGAGCAAGCAACCCCCCAGCCGCCUUGUCUUCCCCCUCUCCCCCCCAAACCCCUGUCGUUCCAAUGCAGAUGUCCCGCCUGACUGACAUUGUGAGCAGUGUUCGCCGGGGGUCCGGCCCCCAGCCCGACUCUGAGGCAGUGCCCGCCCCUGCCCGGCCGGCUGCCCCCCCACCCCACUCCUCCCCCCCUCCUUCACAGGCCCCCUCCAGCCCCUCUCUGUCCCUGCAGACACGCAAACAGGAGAUCAUCAAAAUCACAGAACAGCUGAUCGAAGCCGUCAACAAUGGGGACUUUGAAGCCUACGCGAAGAUCUGUGAUCCCGGUCUGACUUCCUUUGAACCAGAGGCCUUGGGCAACCUGGUGGAGGGGAUGGACUUCCACAGAUUCUACUUUGAGAAUUUGCUGUCCAAGAACAGCAAGCCCAUCCACACCACCAUCCUGAACCCCCACGUGCACCUGAUCGGGGAGGACGCCGCCUGCAUCGCCUACAUCCGCCUCACGCAGUUCGUGGACGGGCAGGGCCGACCACGCAGCAGCCAAUCGGAGGAGACCCGCGUGUGGCACCGCCGCGACUCCAAGUGGCAGAACGUCCACUUCCACUGCUCAGGCGCCCCGGCCGCGCCACUCCAGUGAGGGUACGGGCCACUGAGUCCACCAUACGGACUGAAACAGAGAAACCGCAGUGGACACUUCCGACAAGAGUGCCCAGCUGAAGAGAGGGAGGGAGGGGAGGAGAAGUCCAGGGUUGGAUAGCUUUGAGCCAGCAGCACCCGGCCCUCCCGCUCAGGGCACCUUUCCUCACCCGCAUGCACGUCUCUGUACCACUACCGCCACCUGUCAGGCUGCCCUCGCUACUGCAUUCAACAAAUCGAGUUUUCUCAACCCAGCCCCGCCCUCACCAGCUCUUACGCGUUGCCCUACCCCUGCGUCAGGACUCACAGCAGCAGUAGCAUCAGUGACUAGCAUCUUAUCAGGGGAAAAAGGUGUUAAUACUCCAGUAUUAAAUCCUCAAAAUGUUGGUUUCCUCUGCUGCUUUUUAUCUUGCCAUCCCCACUCCAGUCUCAGCUGGCUUUGUGUC
Molecule: messenger RNA, 2729 nt
Organism: Megalops cyprinoides (Indo-Pacific tarpon)
Lineage: Eukaryota; Metazoa; Chordata; Actinopteri; Elopiformes; Megalopidae
Product: calcium/calmodulin-dependent protein kinase type II subunit beta-like
Exons: 24
Coding region: 248-2284 (678 amino acids)
Biological process (GO): protein phosphorylation
Cellular component (GO): neuron projection; cytoplasm
Molecular function (GO): ATP binding; calcium/calmodulin-dependent protein kinase activity; calmodulin binding
Source: RefSeq, a predicted model, not a curated record